AAUCUAUCUAUUUCGCCACGCGUUACUAGCUGGCCCAGAUACAAUAUAGGCUAAUGAAUGAGGUUUGAUGAUUUUAUUCGCACAUGACAGUAGGACAGGCUCAACCAGACUUAUGAUUAUAUACACUAGUGACGUCUAUUGGCGAAUGGCUUCCUAUCGGAGUACAGUGCCCUACAUGGAGACCAGCUGAAAUAUUCGGGAUCAGGGUAAACUGAGAGACAGCAUGUGCACCUUGAUGUCUUGCUGUGAGCCGUGUCAGUGAUUUGAUCAUCACUGAUCCACUGCCUCUGCCCUGGUCGUCUUUGUGAGCAACCCUCAUCCAGAGAGGGCUUCUGGGUACUUCCAUGGUGGGGGAGAAGGGCCGUUGCAAAGCCAUGGAUAUUAAGCGCCUGGCUGGUUUGCUCCAGCGUGGGGCGGGCCGCUUGCUGGUCAUCGAUAGUCGGACGUUCUCAGAGUUCAACGCGUCACACGUGCACGGUGCUGUUAACGUCUGCUGCUCCAAACUGGUCAAGAGGAGACUUCAGCAGGACAAGGUGUCAGUAACCGAGCUCCUGCAACCCAACGGAAAGGUCAAGGUUGACCUGGGCCGGAGACAAGAGGUGGUAGUGUAUGACCAGAGUACAAAGGAUGCUGGUCAGCUCUCCAAAGACAGCUUCGUCCACAUCCUCCUGAGCAAGCUGGAUGGUACCUUCCACAGAGUGUCUCUGCUCACAGGUGGUUUUGUAGCAUUCUCCUCCUGUUUCCCAGGCCUGUGUGAAGGUAAGCCGGUAGCCACUCUGCCAAUGAGCUUGUCUCAGCCAUGCCUGCCCGUGGCGAAUGUGGGUCUUACACGAAUCCUGCCCCAUCUCUACCUGGGCUCACAGAAAGAUGUGCUCAACAAGGAUCUGAUGGCUCAGAAUGGUAUCACGUAUGUGUUAAAUGCCAGUAACACCUGCCCAAAGCCUGAGUUUAUCUCUGAGAGCCAUUUCAUGCGCAUUCCUGUCAAUGACAACUACUGUGAAAAACUCCUGCCAUGGCUAGACAAAACCAACGAAUUUAUUGACAAAGCCAAGGUUUCCAACUGCCGAGUCAUUGUCCAUUGUUUAGCUGGCAUCUCCAGGUCCGCCACCAUUGCCAUAGCUUAUAUAAUGAAGACAAUGGGCUUGUCAUCAGAUGAUGCUUACAGGUUUGUGAAGGACCGCAGGCCUUCAAUAUCACCUAACUUCAACUUCCUGGGACAGCUGCUGGAGUUUGAAAAAGGUUUGAGGUUGCUGAAGGCUCUGUCUUCAGGUCAAAACAAUUCAGAGCAGUUAAAGGAAUCCUCAGAGCCUAGAGGACAUUCAUCUGGUGAUCUUGAGAAGGGCUGUCUGGAGGCUGAGAAGGACAGCUCGGAAUUAGAUGCCAAGCUAUCUUCUCCAACCUCCCUCCAGCAGGGUUUUAAUGGCUUGAACCUAUCAGCAGAGCGCAUCCUGGACACCAACCGCCUGAAGCGCUCUUUCUCACUCGAUAUAAAAUCUGUCUAUGAGCCCAACCACUGUCCUCGCCUUGCGCCUGUGCAUACAGAGGAUGUCCCCAAACUCUGCAAGCUGGACAGUCCAGAGGCUGGAGAGGCUAAUGGUGUCUGCCAGUACUCCCCUGGUUUUGCUGAAUCCCCAGGCCUUUUUCCUGAGAGCAGCUCUCGACCUCGUUCACGGAGGAAAAGCAAGCACAAUGGUAGCAGUGCUGGAAGUUCUCCCGUACACUUGCACGGCCUAAAUUUUGGACGUUCACUACCUGCACACAAGAGUCCCAGUCUUGAUGACAAUCUGAAGCCCUCCCUGCUGCUCAGCCUUCCCACUGUGGGCACCGGGCCCAUGUGGACCAAGCAUAGAGACACCGUACAGGCCACCACCCCUGUCACACCAACAGGCGAAGCCCCCUGGUUCUACAGCUCGGAGUCAAUGAACAGCAAUGGAGGUGGUGGAGGGGCGGUACACUUUCCAAUGCUAGGCUGCAGCAGUCUCCCAGGACCGUGUGAGGUUGUGCAUAUACGGGAGAAGGCAGGUGAGCCACGAGGCUCAAGGGGCAGCUGGCAUGAAGAUGCUCCCACUUCCAGUGCUGCUGAUAAACAGUUCAAGCGUCGCAGCUGUCAGAUGGAGUUCGAAGAGGGGAUCUCGGAGACACGUUCAAGAGAAGAAUUGGGAAAGAUGAGCAAGCAGUCCAGCUUCUCCGGAAGCAUGGAUAUCAUUGAAGUAUCCUGACAUCAUCUGCACUGCCCCAAGGAUUUAACACACAGUCGGACAGGCGCCACCUAUAGGCAAGGAUGACUAAGAGUGAAAAAGUGGUGUGCCUAGAAGGCUGUUUUGUAAAACAAUCAUAUUAGUUCAUAGGCUUGUCAAUAAUGACAGGUUCUCAGAAAUGGGACUUUUUUGUUUUUUUAAGACAGAAGAACCGGAUGCAGAUUGACAUUGCUUUUGUCUUUCUACUGUUUUUAAGCCAUAGCCAUCCCCAAAUGACAGGGGGCUGAGACUGAACUGCAGAAUCCAACCAGUUCCCUCGCUCUUGAAACAGACCCCCUGUUCCUCAUAAAUAAAUAAAAAAGCUUUAUCAGCCUUUUCAUGUAUUGAGAAUCAAACAUGGCUGUUAUGCUCACACUUGUUUCUUUUAUCAUGGACUCAGUGAAGUUACGCUGCCACAGCACAUGGAGUCAGCACAGACUAAGUCUUGGUCGUACAUGCUUUGACUGGCUGAAUGAAGGCCUCUUUGUGCCAUGCUUUUGUCCAGCCUGCUCCUGCAUCCCAGCAUUCAUGGAAUCCUGGAGGUGGAACCAGGCAUGUUAUGAAGGAAAAGCAUUGUGGGUGUUUUCCCAUAAUGUUCCUCUCUGUCAUUCUUUUGUUACCCAGAUUUCAGGGUCUUGUCCUUCCCCUCUUGUUCCCAAGUGGUGAUGCUCAAACUGUUGCGCUACCCACGUUCCUCUCACUGAGCAUGCUUCAAGGCUGCUGUUCCCUUACAAACAAAUAGUUAUUGAACUCUACACAGUGAUUUCAAUGAACCUUUAAAUGUUUUUUGUCAUUCUCUUAGUUGCAGUUGUAAUUUAUUCUACUGGUUCAUUCUGGUAAUGAGAAAUAAUAUAAAGAUUGUGGAGUUUUUAAAUGUUUCCUCUUUUUUCAGUGAUAUUUACAAAUACACUUGCAAGAUUGAUACGCAACUACAAGCAAUAUGUGUUUUCACACCUUUUUUUGUCCUCCUUCUGUUUAUAAGGGAGCGUGGUUAUUACCAGGAAUUAUCUGACAUUUAAAUGCACUUUCUGUUGCUUUAAGAGGAAAGUUUUUGGAUGGUCUCAUUAAAAGGGUACCACAACGCUUUCCAAAAAAAGAAAAAGAAAGAAAAAAACGUGUGUAACCAAUUGAUGUCCUGCGGUGUGUGACCAGCCUGCUGGCUUGAAUUAUUAAAGACUUUAAUCCAGCAUGAAUAAUCUAGAAGAAUAUGUAUGAUACCCCAGCAUUGUAAAAUGAGUAGUGACUCGAUUUUGAUUUUCAAGAAUUUGAUUUUUGUAUUAACAAGCACACAAGACAAAACGCAAUGACAGGGACUCUAAGGGGUUUGUCUGUGUCUCUCAUUUGUUCUGCAUAUUUAUGACUUUAUUUAUUGUUCAUUUUGGUCUGAUAGUGGGAGGAUGUGUGGAUGGAUGAUAUGAAUGGCUGACAGAUGGACCCUUUGCAGAUGCUCCUACAGACUAGUGUCUUGGAGUGGAGAUAAGCCCCCUAACCUUUUCAUACGCGACUGUGCAGCCAUAUUAAAAAAAGUAAACACAAAUAGAUUCAUCUUAAACCUGCCGGAUGGUCCAAUACAGUUACUAUUUCUGUCGGUCAACUAGUUUUAAAUGGUUGAUAUAGAAGGCCGGGCACUGAUAAGAACAGAAUCUGCAUAUAAUUCAAUACAUUCUGCUUGCUUUCUUCUCAGGGGAGCUAUUGAUGAGUCAGUUCCAUUUCUAUCUCUCUCUUUUUCUGUCUUUGUCUCUCAAUCACACUUAGCACCAAUCUCUCUUUCUCUCUUUUGCUCCCUUAUUCCUUUCACCUACUCUGUUUCUCUCAUAUUCUCUAGAACACUCCAAAGUUUAAAUAUAACACAAGAAAGCAUAUGUGUGUGUGCAGAUGUGAAUGGAACUGCCCUCUCGCUGGGAGAUAGUUCAGCAAUUUAUUUAUGUCUGUAUUUUUCAGUUAGCUUUUCUGAAUGGCAAACAUUUGAUCUUGUAUUUGUGCUGCUGUAAGAUCUUUUUUUUCCUUGUGAGACAUUAACUGUCUUUCCUUUUCCUUCUCUGUACUAUAUUUUUAAAGACAUUGUUAUCAUUAUUUAAAACAUGUAAUAAAAAGAUGCAGGCUGUC
This is a messenger RNA of Myxocyprinus asiaticus (Chinese sucker), 4343 nucleotides long. Its product is annotated as dual specificity protein phosphatase 8-like. The coding region runs from base 345 to 2219 and encodes 624 amino acids. Lineage: Eukaryota; Metazoa; Chordata; Actinopteri; Cypriniformes; Catostomidae. The transcript has 7 exons. Gene Ontology annotation, cellular component: cytoplasm. The record is from RefSeq and is a predicted model, not a curated record. Gene Ontology annotation, biological process: negative regulation of MAPK cascade; protein dephosphorylation. Gene Ontology annotation, molecular function: protein tyrosine/threonine phosphatase activity; MAP kinase tyrosine/serine/threonine phosphatase activity.